AUGCCAGGAGAGCCUGUUCCUAUGUCUUUCCCUCUGAUUGAGGAAAUCGACUUUGUGACCGCUAAUAACAUCCACUCACUGCAUCAGUUUGCUCAGCAGCCUCAAGUUGACGACAAGGAUAUAAACGUCAUUGUGGACUCUUUCACGAAAAACAACUGGGAUGAUAUUAUAGCUGAGUUUGACGCUAUGAAUGAUGCUGGCUCAUCUAAACCCCUUCUUCAAACCGUCAACCCGGCUUGGCUGGUCAACACUUCUCGACUGGGGCUUUCACCAGGCUCUGAAACGCCUCCGCUGGAUGAGCAUAUCUUCUCCCCGCUGAAUGAAAACAUCUUCUCGGAGAAUCCAUCUUCAAAUACCAGCAACAGUUCUAUAACUCCCAACAUGGCAGAAAAUGCUGCGGUUAUCAACUUGCUUCCGGACCCUUUCGAGAUCGUCGAGGGCUCAAUUGCGAUGUCCAACGUCCCCCCUACUCCUGUCGUCGACUUGAAUCCCACUGCCCCGCCGCAGAAUGGUCCAGGGACGAUGCCUGCACAACCCUUCAACAUGCAGCAAGCGUUCCCCCAGCUUUACUGUCCUCAACCUUACUAUCCUCAGCCCAUGUACAGCCAGAGAAUAUGCCCACCUGACCCCAAUGCACAGUCGAACAUGGCCAUGGUGCCGAUGUAUCCCAUGAACUUCAGCUACAAUAUGCCACCAUUUGGAUACGUUUCGCCUCAAUACCAGCAUCCCUACCAGAUGAUGCCUUCGAUGGGACCCCUGAUCAACCAACAAAACCAACAACAGUCCUUCGCUGUGCCUGCAACUAUCACGCCAUCGCCACCCCCGAAGCCAUCUCCAGAGCCCGUGUCAAACAAGCGUGUCUUCUCAUUCAUCAAUCAGACAGCACCAAAUUUUGUCGCCAAUCCUAACAACCACGGCAGAUGGAAAAUCGAUAGUAAGGGCAAUCGCCAAUACCUGAAUGCGCCGCCUGCCAAGAGACCGUGUCUUGCCAAGCUCUGA
This is a messenger RNA of Penicillium pulvis, 999 nucleotides long. RefSeq lists its product as uncharacterized. Lineage: Eukaryota; Fungi; Ascomycota; Eurotiomycetes; Eurotiales; Aspergillaceae. The transcript has a single exon. The record is from RefSeq and is a predicted model, not a curated record. The coding region runs from base 1 to 999 and encodes 332 amino acids.